AUGCGACUGCACGAUUUACCUGACGAUGUCUUGAUCCCCAUUUUCGCCUGCUGCGACAUUGAUUCACUAUUUGCAGCGCGACUAGUAUCGAGACCUCUACGUUCUCUUAUUGACGGUUAUAUUAGAACGAUCGCGCCAUCAGUUGCAGCCAACACAUUCCCCAGAGCGGCUUCACUCCUAAAGCGACCCGAGAAAGGAUAUUCACUGCGAUGGUUGAGAGGCCUAAUUCCAGCACACCUAGCAGCAAUAGCGUUGGAUAAGGACAAACUACGUCGACACUCAUAUGUGAACGCCGGAUUUCCUUACGGUAUUCCAUUCGAAAAUGACUGCCCAGAAGCAAUGCACUGGAGAACACGCGUGGCCAAGGGUUGGCGACUCCUUCGAGGCUUCUACCUUAUCUCGCGAGACGUGUACGCGAAAAGCAUGGAAGAAUUAGAACAUGGGCGUCCGAAGAUGUUUAGAAGGGUCAGUAAUGGCAUGAGGACCAGUUCGUUGUGGCAGAACGUCAGCUGUCCCUAUCAAGCAUGCACUGAACAUGGCGUAUGGGGAUUAUUUGACAACAAGAAGAGAAGAGAAAGCGACCAUUGCCCGGGAGCAAAUAGAAAAGGCCACGAAGGCGAUUGGGUCGAGGAGGCUCGGAAAAGAGAGACGCUGAUACUGAAGAAGCGGCUUGAAUGGCUCGAAACUCUAUCCAACCAGGACCUCAUGGAUUACCUAUGUCUUUGGCGUCUCCUCAUGUGGGUUUUCAGACCCUACAGAAGACCCGAAUCGACCGUCUUAGAAUGCGUAGGGAAUCGCAGCAAGCAUGUCCCGAAGUCGAGUUUCAAGGCGGAAAUCAGUGGCAUCUUGCACGGCUGUUCCUGGUUGAAUUGGUUGGUCUUACACAUUGGCACGACACCAUUCUGGCGACAAUGGUGGGCUCCUAAAUCUUCGAAAGAUGCGAAUGCGGUGAGAGAUCUGGUAUGGAGCAUUUGGAGCCAGCGCUCGCAUCAUCAAGUGGAACUGGAAAGAGAGUUCGUCGCCAAGUUCGAAUUUGUUCUCCGAAAACGCUGUCUUUCGUCCGAUCGCGUGAAGCGUCUCGAGGACGAGAUAGCAACCGGCCGAGUCGUGAAAACAAUCAGCCUAGAUUGUAUACCAUGGGAGUACGAUCAACCCCCAAUCAUUAGCAGAACGCCGUCCGAUUUUCCGUGGUACGAACCAAGUCAGUACUUGUGGAUGUCUGGAAAUAUAUGGAUGGUCUUGGGGAGCCCCGGCCGACCUCUAGGUGUCUUCAAAUAUCAGGGAGACCCAUCGGACGAGGAAAUGGUUGCUGAGCAAUUUGUCAAGGGAUCUUUGGACAAUGUACAACACCUGGUAUACCUAGGCUUAGAGGACAUGAAGAUGCAGUUCCCUCUGAUGCAUUUUUCCCACUGGUCGAUCCUCGCCGCCUUUGGAGCUGACUGCAUUCAUUCUGGCGUUGAUGGACAGAACUGGACGGUUGGAGAAUGUUCUGGUGUUGUCAAGGCUGGAGUUGGCAGGCUGCUUUCAGUGGAUCGCGGAAAGCUUGGCAGGGCUAACCAAUCAGAGCGCGUCUUCCUCCGCGUACCGAAGUUGGACUGGCUGGGCUUCGAAUUUCCCAACCCCAUCGCGGCGGCCUGGGACCUGAAACAAACACUCGACUCCAGUACACUUGUUCACUAA
Molecule: messenger RNA, 1680 nt
Organism: Aaosphaeria arxii CBS 175.79
Lineage: Eukaryota; Fungi; Ascomycota; Dothideomycetes; Pleosporales
Exons: 2
Coding region: 1-1680 (559 amino acids)
Molecular function (GO): protein binding
Source: RefSeq, a predicted model, not a curated record